AUGUCCGUGCUGGGGAAGAUUUCGGCUGAUCCGGCGAUUCUAGAGCCACAGAGGCAGCAAGUUGAUGCGCUGCUGAGUGAGUUUAACUCGCGAAAAGAGCGAUACAACCAGCUUCAAGCGGACUGCCUAUCUUUGAACGAUUCGAGCAAAAGUCAAGAUAUGAAACAACUGAGCUCGAGGUGGAAUGAAUUGGAGCAAAAACUUGAAGAGCGUAAAAUAGCAAUCGAUGAGGCGCUAAAAUGCACGCGCGAGAUCGAGCAAGAAACUGCCAAGCUACAAGACUUCCUAACUACUGUUACUGCUGACUUAGCAAUAUCAAGCAGACUGCCACCAGUUCCCGAUUCAGUUGAAGAUUGCCUCAAAAAACUCAAACAGCACCAAACCCAAGUGACCGAAAUGGAAAAGAGUGCCAAACUCGCCCAGCAAGCAGCAGAAUUUCUUGCACAAGUUGCCUCUGGAGCUGAAAAUCAUGGCAACAAAUCGCACUCGGUCGGACAAGCACUUUUCAUUUCAACCAAAAAGUUGGACGAAAAAAUCGGCACUCUCACAGAAUUGCUGGCUAACAUCGAUGAAGCGUAUAAACUGAGAUCUGAGUUGUUCAACUCGAUCAAUGCGAUUGAAAAGGGACCAACAUACGGACGGGAAGAAAUUAACGCUCUGAGAUCAAAGUAUGACGAGCUCGUUUCGCUUGUAGAAGACAUCAGUGAAAACACGUCGCCGAUUCGUAAUAACUCGCUACGAGAAGACAAGCGCUCCAUUCAGCGAAAGAUCAAAGCGCUAGAAACGGGCUUAGACCAGCGUGAAAGGGACGAGUCACGAAGAGCGCGAAAACAGGCGCAGCUGCUGUCAUUUAUUAACGAACGGGAACAGCAGAUUGCGUCCACACAUGAGGGCGAGGCUCAACCUGACGCCAUUCACCAGAAAAUCACACUCGUCCAAACUCUUAAGGAUGAACUCACCGCGCGCAUGGGCGAACUGAAGGCUCAAUUCGGCGGCCCCACUGAUUCACAAGUUCAACAGAGCUUCAACAAUCUCCUCGAGAAGAGCACCGAUAGAGCUAAGGAGCUUCAGGAUGCGAAAUUGCAAGCAGAAGAGCUCGACGGACUCCUCCAUGAUUUCAACGAAUGGGCGGAGGACUCCCUGGAAAAGAUUCUCGCUGCUACGAACUUAAAAUCGCCCGAGACUCUUUACGAAAUGCAGACAAUGAUGGAGGAGUGCAAAGACCAACGCGGUGAAAUCGAGCUUAUUUGCUCUCUGCUAAAAGGUGUCGAACCAGCCGGAAAACGAUGGGGAGGAAGACCUUUGGAGCAAGUCCACUCUGAUGCUCUGCACACUCUCGAUCGCAUCAAGAGCUUGCUGAGUGAGCGAACAGAAGCCGCCGACGAUGCUCUCAACCGAGUCAAGCGCUUCGAGGAGUCGAUAGAGAAGCUCACCGCUUGGUACAGAGAGAUCGGCGACGACCUUGACAAGAUCAAAUCGGCGCUAGACUUGACGGAGCCGGAAGUAAUCGAUAAAAUGGUCGACGAUGUUGGUAGAAUCUCCACCAUUCUUCAAUCGAAAAUGGCGACACGGGAAAUUAUGUCCAGAGAGUGUCAAAUGAUGAAUUUCGAUUUGGCUGAAGGGAUGAAGGAUAGUGUCGAGGAGAAGCUAUCCAAACUCGAGAGCACAGCUUCAGAAACAGAACUGAAAUGCAGAGAGCUUCAAAAUCUUCUUGAAAAGGUUCAACGCGCGAGCACGAAAUAUGCAGAAGUGCGAGACGAGCUUUUGCCAUGGGUUGAAGACAUGGAGGUGCGGUUAGAUCAAUUUGACGACGUUUCCCUACCAGAUGAGAGCCUCAUUGAGGAUCUCAGCCAGAUGAGUGAAGAGAUUGCAGAACGACGUCUUCUCGCUGACCGCCUUGUUCUCACCGCUGAUAAACUCGCGCCUUUAGGAGCGAUUCAAGUCAAGAACGAAGCAGCACAGAUCUCGAGCAGAUAUUCCGACAUUCGCGAACGCUGUCGACAGCGUAAGAGAGAAACUCAACAACUCGCAAUCGAACAUCAGCAGUACUCGGAGCGUCUUAACAAUCUGAACAACGCUUUGCAGCGGAUUGAUGAGCGUCUAUCGAAUAGCGAUCGCCCCGAAUGCAACGUUGAAAAGUGCAGAGCCGCAAUGGCGGAUUUGAAUCAACUUAGCAAAGAAUUGGACAAGCUAGAAGCUGCGAAAACGACGCUUCAAAAGACCGGUCAAAGCCAACUUAGCGAUCCCAAGAUAAAUUCAGAGCUGGCAAAGAUCGAUUCGACAUGGGAUCAUCUCCAGAAUACGCUCAAGAACAAGCGCGAUCGAUUGAGACAAACAGAAGCUGCGUCUGAGCGAUUUUGGGCGAAAAACUCUCAGUUCCAGAAUCAACUGGAUCAGCUUGAAGGCGAGCUGCGAGAGAUCAAGCCAACGCACGAUGGUAAACGGGAUAUGGAUCAGUUCGAGAAGAAAAUUACAGCAAUGGCCGGCUUGAAUAAGAAAGUAUCUGACACAGCCCGAGAUCUUGGCUCAUUAGGCGAAAAUUCCGAAGCGCUACGCAUGGCGCGAGAGGGUCAAUCACAGCUCGAUAGAAUCGCCAGGAAUAUGCAACAAAAGCAGAACGAGAUCGAAGCGGCUGCCAAAGAGCACGAGAAUAUGCAGCGAAAAGCGCGAGAGGCACUUUCGUGGAUGCAAUCAGCAGAUGUGCGCUUGAAAGCACAGGGAGAGCCAAACUCUCCGGACGACUGCCGGGAAAAACUGAGAGUUAUCUCCGACAUUAAAAAUCAAGCGCCCAAGUUCGCUGCUGCUCUUCCAGCAGCAUCGUGGAGACAAUUCGAGAACCGUUUGGCGGAAGAGGUUAGGGACACGGAAAACAAACUCAUUUCAAUGGGCCACUUUGACCAGGCGCUAGAUGAGAUUUCCGACUGGACAAGUAGGUGUUCAACAACUCUGAGCUCAAUCGGACAAGAUGCUAGCGCACUCCAAACUGAUUUUGCCAGGGCAGAAUUGAUCAUGUCCGAACUUGAAUCACGCCAACGAGCGCUAGAAAAGCUCCGCGAAACAGCAGUCGAAAGAUUUCCACUCAAGCAAAAGCGCCUUAUUGCUAUUUCUGAUAACUUAUCGAAAAUCGGAUCCAUAGCAAGUACAAAACACGACGUUAUUCGAAGUAGAAUCGAAGCCGCAGAGUCAACAGAAUUGAAAAAGAAGAAGGUUCAACGAUGGGCUGCUGAUAUUCGAGAGUAUCUUAUCAAUGACGGGCCCUAUUCAGGAUCCUCCGAGGGCGCGAAAGCUCAAUCUGAUGAAUGCCGGAAUAAAAUUUCGGAAAUGGUGAAACAACGAGGUGAAUGCCCUGCAGCGCUGCCUGAUGUUCGCUGGCAACAGAUGGAGACUGCUCUUUCUGAGCGCAAGAACAAGCUCGGCAAUUUACAGCUCGAGGUUGAUACCUUCUGGGAUGCUGCAAAGAAAAUGGACAAGUCCCUCGGUCAAUUUGAGUCGCAAAUCCAGAAGAUGCAGCCACCAUCAGUUGUCGAAGACUCUACCAACUUGCAGAUCGAACAAAAUCGCAAACUUGAGGAUGAUAUUCGCCUGAAAACGAACCAAGUAAAAACUAUCGAAGAUCUUUCUGGCUCUCUCCGAGCGAACAUCAACAGAGAAGACGCAAUCCAAGUUAAAAAUGCAGCUUUGAGCAUUCACUCUCGCUGGGAAAAAUGCUUGCAAGCGACCAACAGACGUAACUUGGCCCUAGAAGAGAAUAGAAAACGCGCCACAAAAUAUUCCGAAAUGGUUAUUGAGCUCGUUGACUUUAUCGAACUUUCUCGCUCAAAACUGGAAGAGGCCAAAAGCAGCUGCGAUCCUAGAAAUGGGAAACGACUGCUAACGAAGCACAGCGAAAUCGAACGAGAAAUAGCACGCAAUGAAAAGGGUUACGACAAUGUCAAAAAAGAAGCCGCUCAUCUUUUGAAAAUUGCAAAGCUACCGAGUGAUGUCACGGCGAUAGAAGUAGAGUUGAAAGACAUCCAGAACAAAUGGGGAAAUCUGCAGAACUUGAGCUGGAACUUCGUAAAAGACCUUCAAGACUCGAUGGUCUCUUCUGGUCGCUUAAUAGAUGCACUCGAGUCACUAGAAGAGUGGCUGAUUAAAGUAGAACCAGAGUUAUCGGAACGCCGCCCAUUAGAAGGCGAUUUAGAUACAGUCGAACGACUCCUUGAAAAUCACCGCGAUUUCAAACGAGAGCUUGAGGAGCGUGAACGGAGCUUUUCCGACAUUAGACGACUCGUUGUUGAUUUAUCGGAGCAAGACGCUGCUUGGAUGCGCCCUCAAAUCUCCGGACUUGGCUCUCGCUGGGAAAAUUUGAGAACUCUUUCUCGUCGCCGGGACGAUAAACUUGCCAGAGCUAAGGUGAGAGCUCAAGAGUUCCAGGACGAAGUUAACAAUACGCUCAACUGGCUUGCCAUUGCCGAAGAAAGGCUUGACAAUAUCGCCAUGCUCUUAGACGGAGAUACUUCUGGAUCGUUACUGGACAAGGCAAAGCGCAAUCAAAGCGAUCUAGUUGCGGAUAUGGACAAGAACAAAGCCCAACUUGAUCGUGCAGUUCAACUUGGAAACGGAAUUCUCACAAAUGCCGAUCCUGAUGCUGUGGGCACUCUUAAACACUGGCUUGGUGCACUCACUGCUGGCUGGCAAGAGGUCCAAGCUUGGAUCGAACAGCUCGGCGAAAGAAUAAAACGAAUAGAGAACGACGAUGCGGACGCCCAGCAACGUCUAGAUGCGCUACUAAACUGGCUGACCGGAGCACAAGAUCAACUUUCCAUUCGAAAUCGCUCGCCCCUUCCAGCUGAUAUCACGCGUUUAAAACAACUCGCCGCUGAGCAUCAACAAUUUCAAGAGGAAAUUCUCGCCAGGCAAACCGAAUUCGACGAGCUCAUCAGAAUUUACAAGAAGAAUUCAAGCUCUAAUGUGAUGCGAGAGAGCUACGGCUCGCUAAAGCGUAACACAAAAAUAACAAAUCAAGGACUUGUUGAAUUCAAGAACUCAAAAGCCGCUCUGCUCAGCGGAACUUGGCAAUCAGUUUGGCUGGCAGCUCUAGAAAGGCAGCGCGCAAUUGCGAAUGCCUUGGAUGGUGCAGAGGAGAGUCAGUUCGACUUCGACACUUGGAGAAAGCGAUACAUGGCUUGGAUGAACCAUAAAAAAUCGAGAGUCAUGGAAACCAUGCGCUCGUUUGACAAGAACAACACCGGUUUCAUUGAAAAUAAACGUUUCAUUAAUGGCGUUAUUGACUCUGGAUUUGACACCAAUGAACGAGAAAUGCGAAAGGUGGUUAAAAUGUUUGACCGGGACGGAAACGGCCAAAUUGAUUACUACGAGUUCAUCAGCGCGCUGCAUCCUCGCGAUCAGUACAAGCCAGAAACAGACGCGGCGAAAAUCGAGGACGAGGUCAUUCGUGAAGUCAGCCGCUGCCGAUGCUGCGAGCGAUUUGCUAUUCACCAGAUUAGCGAUAACAAAUAUCGAUUUGGUGACUCUCAACAACUCCGUCUGGUGCGAAUUUUAAAGUCGACUGUCAUGGUCAGAGUUGGCGGCGGUUGGAUGGCGCUAGAAGAGUUCCUGAGCAAAAACGAUCCUUGUAGAGUUCGGCGACAAGGCGCCUGUCGUAAAAAAUGGGCCAGCUCCAAGAGGUUGAUUCGCUGCAACUCUGAUCUCUCGCUUCCUUCUACUUUCUCCGUGGACACUAGUGGCUCGGGCGAGACCUUCUCCUCGUCCGGGCUACUCGUGGGACAUUUCAGUGGCUCGCUCACCGAUUUGGACCGCGACGAGAGCCUGUCAAUGACGGGCUCGACGUUGUCCACUAGCUCCGACCUACCGCGGAUCAAAGGCUCCAAAAUUCCUUUGAGAACCCGAGGAAAAGUGGCUCCAAGAAGCGAUGGGUUUCCUACUGAUCCACUCGCUGACGGAGUGUCUCAGACAAUGUCAGCUUUCACGCGAAAAUCCCGUCGCGAUCGCCACAACUCUACGAGCAGUCAGCAGCCCAUCAGAACAACGCCUACAGAUCGUCCAAACACUCGCCCAGGAUCGCGCAUUCCCUCCCGCAACCCGUCGCGUUCGAAUUCUAGAGCCGGUUCACGUGCAGGCUCGCGCGAUCCCUCGCCUCACAAUAGAAUUCCCAAUCUUUCCGUUCUUUCCCCCAAGAGCUUGACUCCGCAGGGCUUGAUUUCUCCCAUGAGCCACCGCAGUAGUGGGCGCAAGACACCGAGCGGCUACAAAACUCCAUCCGGCAGAAAAACGCCCAGUUCGAAUUCAAAAACCGGCGAUUCGGACAUCGCCGAAGCAGCCCGCCGACUUUACACGCUUCAAACCGAGAGAAACUCGAAACUCUAA
Oikopleura dioica is the source of this 6369-nucleotide messenger RNA. The record is from the annotation of a GenBank genome assembly. NCBI's taxonomy places the organism in Eukaryota, Metazoa, Chordata, Appendicularia, Copelata, Oikopleuridae.